UUUCGAUUCCUUCGUUCUUAUCGAGUCUAGAGAACACAAGUCCAAACUUUUUCUUUUUUUUUUGGUCGGUGGGAAGAGGAAAUGGGGAACUGUCAGGCGGCGGAGGCGGCGACGGUGGUGAUCCACAACCCGACGGAGAAGAAGGUCGAGAGGGUCUACUGGUCGGUGAGCGCCAGUGAUGUCAUGGGCUCGCACCCUGGUCACUACGUGGCCAUGGUGAUUACGUCACCCACCUUGACCAACGACAACGGUUCGCCAUUGAAGCAUCUCAAGCUUCUCAGGCCCCACGACACUCUCCUCCUCGGUCACGUCUACCGUCUCGUCAGCUUCGAAGAGGUUCUGAACGAAUUUGCGGCGAAGAAAUGCGUGAAACUUGGGAAGCUGCUGAGAGAAGGAGGAGGGCUUGAACUGAAGAAGAAGAAGGAGAAGAACAGGGACAAACCGGGUCGGACAAACCCGGAUCCGAACCCAAACGAGGAAUCCGACAGGGUGGAAAACCACAUGGUCGCCGGAGAAGGAACCGGAGUAAGCGGCGUAGCCACCGGAACCACCGCCGGCAGUGGCGGGUUCCAGAGGAUGCACGGCGGCACGUGGAGGCCAUCUUUACACAGCAUCCCGGAAAUUGAAGUCUCAUAAACUUCUAUAAAAAAAUAUGUAUAUUCUCAAGCAUCACCAAAAACCAUUAAAAAAAAGUAAAAAUAUGUAUAUUGAUUAUCUAAAGAUUUUCAAGACGGGUAAUUGUUUCAGGAAAGGGUGCUUCAUCUGGCUGUAGAUUUCGAUUUCUUUUUCAUUGAAUGGAAUGCAUAAAGUUGGUCCCGCU
Messenger RNA from Tarenaya hassleriana, 820 nucleotides. RefSeq lists its product as uncharacterized. Lineage: Eukaryota; Viridiplantae; Streptophyta; Magnoliopsida; Brassicales; Cleomaceae. The transcript is spliced from 3 exons. The record is from RefSeq and is a predicted model, not a curated record. The coding region runs from base 82 to 636 and encodes 184 amino acids.